ACAUACUGCGCAGUUGCAGCGGUCCAGACCGGGACAAAGGCCGACGGAGGAGCACGAGCUGCACUGCGUCCACCGGCCGGGUCAGUGGACAGAGCGGGUGGUCCAACAGUGUGUGGACGGUACUGAGCUCUGUCCACCGGAGCCGACCACGGCGGAGGCGGCGAAUAUCAGAUGGAGAUGACAGAUGUGCGUGAAGACCUGGCCGCCCUUCGCCGGGAGGUGUCCGCCCUUCGUGAAGUGGUGUCCGCCCUUCGUGAAGAGAUGUCCGCCCUUCGUGGAGUGGUGGCCCCCCUUCGUGAAAAAGUGACCAUUCUAAACGAGGUGGUGGCAAAAGACAAUAAGGAGACAAAGAAGCUCAAGGGGGAGUACGCCGCACUUCACGAUGCGAUGGUCCGCCUGGAGCAGGCAGUGGUCGAAGAGCGGACCACUCGCCAGACCGUGGUGGAGGAUCUGCGGCAGGAGGUCCGCCGGCGAGCGGCGCCAUCCGGCCGUCCCCAGGGUAAAAUUACAAAAGCGUUUCAUGACGUCACGGUACAGACGGAGCCCCAGCCAUCGGCACACAGUGAUACCACAGUGCUGAGAGAGGCGCUAAGGACCGUGACGACGUUCGACGCUCCGUCAGCCCUUGGCGAGAAUCAGCUGGCGGCGCUCCUGCAGAGUCUUCCCCGCUUGGAGGAGCUGACCGUCAGAGUCCCGUCCUUCGGAACGGGGCGGUGGCUGCGGCUGCUGCCGACGUCACUGAGGACGCUAUACGUUGCCGGGCCGGAGGUGACGAAGCCGAGGUGGCCUGGACGGUACGGGAGUGGUCUGUCGGUAUCUCUCCAGGGGGUGGCUGCCGACACCAUAAGUCACCUGGCCACGGAGCUGGGGUCACGGAUUACGCUACUAGUCACGGAUGCACAAAUAACUACUAUUCCAAGUCAACUUCGUGGUGCCAUCAUCAGGGUGGAGCCAAACACUGUCAUCCUUCCGGCCGGAGUCGGUGACAGCGAGCUGACGGAGCUGCGGAGCUCACGGGAGACUGUGGAGCGGCUGUCAGUCACCGCCGCCGACCUCCCGCGACUGAGGGGGCAGCUGCCGGAGUGCCUCCAGCGCCUCAAUGUCAGAGGGCCGGAGGUGACGGAGCCGAGGUGGCCGGAAUGGAAACCGUGGUUUCAUGGUCUGUCAGUAUUGCUCCAGGGGGUGGCUGCCGACACCAUCAGUCACCUGGCUGACCUGAGACGGACGGUCAAACGACUGGAGAUAUACGAUUGUACUGAUCACACGGCCGGCAGCCUGGAGCCCCUCACCAGGUGCCGUGGGCUGCAGGACCUAUCAGUUACCGCCGCCGACCUCCCACUACUGAGGGGGCAGCUGCCGGAGGGCCUCAGACUCCUCAAUGUCAGAGGUGAUAAGAUAUACCUCAGAUCACACAUGUAAUGCCGGUAUAUGCAAAUGAACAGGGGAGACGGCAAAUGGACGAACUGAUCAGCCUCAACUAGCAAGUUUCAUCGUUAAUCGUGUAUAUUACUCGUCUCGUAUUGUGGUGAGAGGGGGAAGGGGUUCAAUGCACACCCUUCGAUAGUGUCCAUGCUUGUGGCAUAUGCGUGGAAUAUUAGUGUAACGUCACGGGGUGAUUUAAAAGUUGAGGUACUAGCAGGGUUGUAUACGACUCAAUCAAUAGCAAUCAAUUCAAUCACGACAAAUUUGGGAAACCAAUCAAAUCAAUCAAGUCAGAGCAGUUUUCGGGAAUUGAUUCAAUCGACUCAAACGCGACAAUGAAAGGAAUCAAUCAACUCAAUCAAACGACUCAAACCAAGACAUACAUUAGGUUUUUUGCCCCACCAACUUGGAAAAGUGUCCAUAGCAGUCUGGUGUACCUACCUACCUACCUACCUACAGAAGAAACAUAAAAAAUAUUGUCAUUUAACCCUAUUCCUGGCGGGCUCCGCCGGGACAAGAAACUGGCGGGGGGGGGGGCCGAUUCGGCCCCCCCCUGAGAUCUCGAGAACGAAGCAAGAUAGCGACAAGCGGUAAACGGCAUCGGAUACGCACGGCCAAGAUCUACAAUUUUUACAAAGGUCAUUUUCAGGUCAGGUCAAAGAUGACGUCACAGGGGUCGAAAAAGUCAAAAUGGCGGCACUAGAUAUGGAGAGAGUUUUUCUCGAAUAACUUUCGAAUUAGUCAAGAUAGGAACAAACUAAGGGCAUCAUCGUGAUCCUCUCGUCAAUCCGCAUCGAAUGAUAUAUAUGUUGACCUCGAAAGGUCAAGGUCAAAGGUUGACCUCAGGUCACGUGACCUCGAGGUCAUCAUGUAUAUCAUUCGAUGCGUCUUGACGAGCUGAACACAAUGAGACCAUCCACGCGUCUGUAUCUUGUUCCUGUACGGAGUUAUUGGCCAAAAACCUUUGGUGACCUUUGAUGACGUCACAUGACCUCACAGCUGCCCAACAGCAAAACAGACCUCAAGGUAGUGAAGGUUGAUCGUAUAUGAAGUCAUGUAUGGUAUAUGGGGCCAUUCCGACCCGCUUUAGUAGUAAAAACAGGGAGUUGAUUUUUCCCCCAUUGACUUAUAAUGGGGAGGUCGCGAAAUUGACCUGACCUUAGGUCACCGAUAUCAAAAUUCCGAGAUAUACAAAUUGCACAUACUGGUACCCUAACUAAACCCUGAAGAGAAGAAAUUGAUCGGUCAAAAACUCUAGCUCUGGCGUGAUUGCAAACUUUUCUGAGGUAGCGUCACCAAACCGCCUCUGGUGACCUGACAUGAGGUCAGAUCAACUCAAAAUUUUCAGACAUGUUGCGUAGAAGCCUUUUAGGAAAAGUCAGAAAAUUUGAGCUUCCUAGCUCAACGCGUUUGGGAGAUAUAACCAAAAAACCUCAGGGGGGGGCUCCUGAGGCCCCCCCGCCAGGAAUAGGGUUAAAAUUAUAAAUUGCCAUGCCAAUAUGCCAUUCAAAGUUUCUAUGUAAUAAGGAAGAAUACCUAGUGAUGGACAGGUGGAUCAUGAUAUUGAGGUUCAAUGGGUAGAAUUUGAGCAGAAGUUUCAUUGAAUGGGUGCAAAAUAACCCAGUAGUUGACUCGCCCCUUAACCCAAAUCACCACCUUUCACCUAAAAGUUGUCAAUUUAAUUUUGGCCAUAUUCCAACUCCAUUUACACUAAAUAUCAGAUAUUGCAGUUGAAAGUUGGCUGCUCGGAUUUUGGCAGUGUUCGUGAUUUGGCCAUUUACCCUACACCAUGUUUAUUUUAAUGGAUAAUAUGCAUCAAUAACAUAUUAACCAUAGGGAAAUAGAAAUAAAUAUCUUACCUGCAUUGUGCAUGUGACGGUUUCGGUUAGACAGAGACUGACGGGCAGCCUGAAAAAUCUUUCCAUACAAUGUGCAUUUGAGACGUGGGAUGUUGUCAGAUUGGGAAGGAAGAUAUUUGAAGUAUUUAGCUGUCCACGACUCUGGACGUGGCAUGUCAUGAUGUUAGGUACCUAUGUGAGGAAUUCAAAACAUUUUAUUGCAAUACAAUUUGAAACUGUUAGGAGGGGGGGAUAGGGAUGAGGAUUAAAAAUAUAUUUAAAAGGAAAUGGAGAGGACAGGGACUCUGGAACCACAGGAUAAGUUAAGGACAAAGGAAGUAGGAACAUAAUGAAAACGUUUUGCCAAUAAGUAUGCUAAGCUUUUAUAAAACCUUAUUCUACGUCUUCUGAUAUUUUGGUAAGAUGACGUCAUUGAUUAUCAUGUAGUAUGGUAGAUCAUCAUAAAAUAAAUCGGUUGUACAACA
This is a messenger RNA of Amphibalanus amphitrite, 3745 nucleotides long. RefSeq lists its product as uncharacterized. The record is from RefSeq and is a predicted model, not a curated record. The transcript has 7 exons. Lineage: Eukaryota; Metazoa; Arthropoda; Thecostraca; Balanomorpha; Balanidae. Bases 172 to 1419 code for a protein of 415 amino acids.